Messenger RNA from Owenia fusiformis, 2240 nucleotides. The record is from the annotation of a GenBank genome assembly. NCBI's taxonomy places the organism in Eukaryota, Metazoa, Annelida, Polychaeta, Sabellida, Oweniidae.
AAGCAAAGCAGUUUACAUUAAUUCUGUACCUACCAACAUGGACACAACCAGAUAUUCUAUAACUUAAUACUUGUGGCAUUGUGGAUGUCAGUACUAGAGAAUUAUUGAAUAGAUUUUCUUAGUUUAUAUUCUUCAAGAGACAUAGUACAUCGGCUUGAGAAAUAAGAAACAUAACACAACAUAAAGCAAAGCAGUCCAUAUAUACACACCUGCAAACAUGGACGGAACAAAAUAUUCAAUAACACUGAUGCUAGUGGCAUUUGUGAAUAUUAGUACUGGAGCAAAGUUACUCAUCUGGCCUUAUAAUCAUGGAUUCAACUCCCGUUUGAUGAACAUGGAAAAAAUGUCCAAUAUGCUGGUAGAGGCCGGACAUUCAGUUGAUUGGAUAAUCAGCACCAAGUAUGAUGAAUCAUCGCGACCAUUGUCGAGCGAUGUCACCAUUUACAAAUAUCAGGUCCCUGAUGAAGUUCCACUAAUAACAGAUGCUGGUUUCAUUGAAAAUUUGGUAAAUGCUCCUACCUUACUCCUACCGAUUACAUUAAGGAAGGUAAACGUUGCCUUUUGCGAAAGCCUCAUCACAUCAAAACUCUGGGACCGUCUGAAACUGAACGACUAUGAUGUUUUGAUUAUAGAUUAUGUGGAUUAUUGUGGGGCUAUUGGAAUAGAUUAUUUGGAGAUUCCGACUAUGCUGUAUUCUAAUUUCGGUAUCAUGCAUGCGCCCGUUGUGAACUUUCCAUUUCCAUGGUCAUUCAAUCCUCAUUUCAUGCUACCAUUCACCCAGGAGAUGUCUUUUGCGGAGAGGGUCCAAAACGUCAUUGCUCAUUUUACAUUCGACUCAAUAGGAGUGACGUAUUUCUAUCAGGGAAUGUACGAGUUGAAAAGGAAAUAUAAUCUUAACACUAGUAUGGAUUAUGACACGGCCUGGACCAGAGCGAAGAUCAUCAUCAACAAUGCCCACUACGCGUUUGAUUUACCGAGAGCUACACUGCCGAAUCAUAUCAUGAUAGGGGGACUCUUCAAUUCCCCAUCGAAGCCACUGGAUACGUACUUCCAAAGAAUCACAUCAGCAGCUCCUAAUGGCGUAGUGAUUGUUAGUUUUGGGACGCUCUUCAGACGACUCGCAAAUGAGGACACAAAUGAGAUGCUAGCUCUGGCGUUCUCCAAACUGAAUCAGACAGUUAUUUGGAAAUAUGAAGGUGAACCACUGAAAAAUAAAGGCCCUAAUACUUUCCUUGUAAAAUGGUUGCCACAAAAUGACCUCUUAGGGCACCCAAGUGUUAAACUUUUUGUUACACAUGGUGGCAUAAGUAGCUCACAUGAAGCUAUAUACCAUGGAGUCCCGAUUGUUGGUAUUCCUCUAUUCAUGGACCAGCCAGCUAACGUUAGAAGACUCACCCAGCGAUGUAAAAUGGGUGUGGAGAUGAACGCAGAAACUCUUACGAGUCAGUCUCUGCUGAAUGCAAUGAAACACGUCAUGGAUGAACCCUCGUUUAAGACCAAUGCGAAAAAAAUGUCAUUGAGUUUUCGUGACAAUCCUGUUUCCCCGAGAGACACUUUGUUAUAUUGGGUAGAACAAGUUGCCAUAAAAGGACGUAGUGGGGAUCUUGAAUUUUUACGUCCCCAUGCUGCGUAUGAGCUGUCAUGGAUGCAGUAUCACUCAUUAGAUGUAUUCUUGUUCAUCUUUACAGUAAUUGUGAUCCUUCUUGGACUGAUAUUCAUUGGGUGCAGGUGCUGUAUUGUGAAAAUAUGUUGUGCAAAUAAGAAAAAAGAAAAGACAUAUUAAGAUAGACAUGAACUGCUUAUGAAUUGUAUACACAGUGACCUCUAAAUAUCUUUUUUAAUUAAUAGGAGGUUAACUUACUAUUGUAAAGACCCUGGAUAGCAAGUUGAUACUACAACCCAGCAGUAGUGGCUUAUGGCUCAGUUGGUAGAGCAUCAGUCCAAGGGUCCUAGGUUCGAUUCCCACAUGGGGCGUUGGAUUCAGCACACUUUCUUUCAAUUUCUUUAUUUAGCUUGUUACACUAUGCUAGUUAGUUAGACAUUCCCCAGGGGCACCGGGGUCAUUCCACUGCUUUGGUGAAAAUAUAACGGUACAUGUUAAAUAGAAACUUUCAUAUUAAAUUGAGGGCACUUCUAUUACUGGCCAAUAGCUAGCUUUUACCAAGGAGCAUUCAAUUUUUGGAAAAUUCCAAGGGGGUUCAAAUUUGACAAUUUUGGCCUAACAUCGUUCACAAAGUGCU